Messenger RNA from Eucalyptus grandis, 1972 nucleotides. Its product is annotated as wall-associated receptor kinase-like 1. The record is from RefSeq and is a predicted model, not a curated record. Bases 1 to 1761 code for a protein of 586 amino acids. The transcript has 3 exons. Gene Ontology annotation, biological process: protein phosphorylation; cell surface receptor signaling pathway. Lineage: Eukaryota; Viridiplantae; Streptophyta; Magnoliopsida; Myrtales; Myrtaceae. Gene Ontology annotation, cellular component: plasma membrane. Gene Ontology annotation, molecular function: ATP binding; protein serine/threonine kinase activity; calcium ion binding.
AUGAGCAGUACAAAAUCAGAAGGUGCAGUCUCUACAUCGACCAAGACUAGUUGCAAGUCGAAAUGUGAUGGAACCAACACCAACAUUCGCCGGUAUAGGGCUUGCUCUGGGAGAGACGGAUGCUGCCAGAUUACGCUCCCCACAAAUCUUCAGGCCUUUAAUGUGAGUAUCAACGGAGGUGGACAACCGGGGUGCGAGUCCGCUUUCCUGGCUGAGCAAUCAUCGCUCUCGAAGUCGGGCCGUACGGAAUUAUAUGAUUUGAGAGUGAAUGAUACGGUCCCAUUUGUGUUACAAUGGGGGAUCCCAAUCAAUAACAACAAUACACGUGAGCUUCGAAGGAAAGCGAGGAGGUCUGAUGCUGUCUCCUGUUACGAGAGUAGCUUGCCAUAUGUGGAGUGCUGGUGCGAAAGUGGGUAUCAUGGUAACCCUUAUAUUAUUGAAGGAUGCCAAGAUAUUGAUGAAUGUGAAGAUUCAAAUAUAUGCCACAAGACAGGCUCGACUUGUGUAAACAAACGGGGCCGGUAUGAUUGUGUUGAUGGUAGAAAGACAGCCAAAUUCAUUGGUAUUGGGGUUGAGGCAGGCGUUGAAGCACUACUUUUGGGUAUUUUCUUAUGGAGGUUGUACAUAUACAUCAAGAAGAGAAAAGAAAUCAAGCUCAAAGAGAAGUACUUCAAACGCAAUGGAGGUCUUUUGUUGGAAAGUGAGCUAUCUUCACCACAAGACAAUGUUGAGAAAAGUAAAUUGUUUAACUCCAAGAAUUUAGAGAAGGCCACUAACAAUUUCGAUGAGGAUAGGAUCCUUGGGCAAGGUGGGCAAGGUACCGUUUACAAGGGAAUGUUAACGGAUGGAAAAAUAGUGGCGAUUAAGAAAUCAACAAUGAUAGACGAGGGAAAAGUCGAGCAGUUCAUAAAUGAAAUCCUCAUUCUCUCACAAAUCAACCAUAGGAACGUGGUUAAGUUAUUGGGGUGUUGCUUGGAGAUGGAAGUCCCGCUUUUAGUAUAUGAAUUCAUACCAAAUGGGACUCUAUACCAAUACCUACAUGACCCAAACAAAGAGUUUCAUGUAUCAUGGGACACACGUUUACGAAUUGCAACUGAAAUCUCAGGAGCCUUGUUUUACUUGCAUUCAGCAGCCUCCAUUCCCAUUUAUCAUCGAGACAUCAAGUCCACCAAUAUCCUUUUGGAUGAGAAAUAUCGGGCAAAAGUGGCAGAUUUCGGUACUUCUAAGUCUGUUUCCCUCGAUCAAACUCAUGUAACCACAUUGGUGCAGGGGACUUUCGGCUACCUUGAUCCCGAGUAUUUCCAAUCAAGUCAAUUCACAGACAAAAGUGAUGUGUACAGUUUUGGAGUUGUCCUUGCUGAACUCUUGACAGGCCAAAAGCCAAUCUCUUCACUGAGGGAACAAGAAGGAAGAAGCCUCGCAACCUAUUUCAUAAUUUCGAUGGAACAAAAUCACUUGUUUGACAUUGUGGAUGCUCAAGUUUUGAAAGAAGGUAAGAAGGAUGAGAUUGCAUUAGUUGCAAACCUUGCGAGAAGGUGCUUACACUUGAAUGGGAGAAACCGACCUACAAUGAAAGAAGUGGCAAUGGAGUUGGAGGGGAUAAGGAAGCUCCAAAAUCCUUCGGGCAUUCAACAAAAUCAAGAGGACCGUGAAGCAGUUGAAUCUUAUGCUGCUACUUUUCCAUCUAGCAAGUCAAACAUUGAUAUGGAUGUCAUUACACUUUCGGAUAUGCAGCCACUCUUGCCUAGUGCAACGUGGUGAAGACCUGUUUUGCCUCUCACACUUUAUGAGUCAUAUUGCUGUGCUUUUCAUGGAAAUCGGUGUUUGGAGCAAAACAAAGAAGGGAGGAAAACUUGUUCGUUUACUAAUAGGAGGACUUCGUUAGUUAUUAUUGUUUAUGAAUCAAUAAACUGUUACGUCAUACCUAUGCCAAAUUUAUUUAAGUCCUGUAAUUAGCUAGGCGUGAUCGUAC